Molecule: messenger RNA, 7055 nt
Organism: Scophthalmus maximus (turbot)
Lineage: Eukaryota; Metazoa; Chordata; Actinopteri; Pleuronectiformes; Scophthalmidae
Gene: slc12a2
Product: solute carrier family 12 member 2
Exons: 27
Coding region: 334-3801 (1155 amino acids)
Biological process (GO): chloride transmembrane transport; potassium ion import across plasma membrane; chloride ion homeostasis
Cellular component (GO): membrane
Molecular function (GO): sodium:potassium:chloride symporter activity; ammonium channel activity
Source: RefSeq, a predicted model, not a curated record
GGAGCGUGAGGCGGAGCCGCGGCAAGGUCGACGACAGCAUCCUGCACUCGACGAGAGGACGAGCAGGGCCGGGCGGGAUUUCAGUGCGGAGGCUCCGAGCGACCGACAGCAACCGGCUUCCUUUGUGUUCACUGCCGCAGAGGGAGCGAGACGAGCGGCGCGAAGGUUCCAGCGUGUGGCCCCAUGUCCCCAGUUAGCUAACGAGCUACCCGCCUCUCUGCGCCCCUCCGCCCGGCAGCGCGUGUUCCUUCCUGAAAGCACGAAGCCUCCCGGGCUCCCACACGGGCCACUGCGCCGCGUCUUCUGUGCGCGCUCGUUCCAGUCGUUUGCGCCAUGUCCGCGCCUUCCGCCCCGGCGACGGAGAGCGAGUUCCUGUCGCCCGACGCCGGGCAGAAGCCGCCCGGUCCGACGCCCAGUCAGAGCCGCUUCCAGGUGGACCUUGUGGCGGAGGCAGCGGGCGCCGCCGAGGAGAGGUCCCCGAACUCGGACACCUCCUCCGCGGUCGCGUCCGGCGACGGGGCCGCUCCCGCCGGCCCCGCGGAGUGUCCGGGCGCCGACCCGGGGGCGUGCGGGGAGGAAGCCAAGGGCCGCUUUCGGGUGGUGAAUUUCGCGGACCCGAGCGGUGCGGGGAGCGAGGCCUCGCCGGAGGCGUCGCCGGCCGACGGGCUGCAGAACGGGGACACGGUGAUGAGCGAGACGAGCCUGCACUCGUCCACCGGGGGCCAGCAUCACUACCACUACGACACCCACACCAACACCUACUACCUGCGGACGUUCGGCCACAACACCAUCGACGCCGUGCCCAACAUCGACUUCUACCGGCAGACGGCGGCGCCCCUGGGGGAGAAGCUCAUCAGACCCACGCUGUCGGAGCUGCACGACGAGCUGGACAAGGAGCCGUUUGAGGAUGGGUUUGCUAACGGUGAUGAGCUGACCCCGGCUGAGGAGGCUGCUGCCAAGGAAGCAGCCGAGUCCAAAGGAGUGGUGAAGUUUGGCUGGAUUAAGGGGGUGCUGGUCCGCUGCAUGUUGAACAUCUGGGGUGUGAUGCUGUUCAUCCGCAUGUCGUGGAUCGUGGGUCAGGCUGGGAUUGCUCUCUCCUGUUUGAUCAUCGCCAUGGCCACCGUCGUGACGACCAUCACCGGCCUCUCCACCUCUGCCAUUGCCACCAACGGAUUCGUACGAGGAGGUGGAGCAUAUUACUUAAUUUCCAGGAGUCUGGGCCCAGAGUUCGGAGGCUCCAUUGGUCUGAUAUUUGCCUUUGCUAACGCUGUGGCUGUAGCCAUGUAUGUGGUGGGCUUCGCUGAAACUGUUGUGGAACUUCUUGCCGGUGCAGACGCCAUCAUGACGGAUGAAAUAAAUGAUAUCCGAAUCAUCGGCACCAUCACAGUGAUCCUUCUCCUGGGCAUCUCUGUCGCAGGAAUGGAAUGGGAGGCUAAGGCCCAGAUCUUCCUGCUUUUUGUCCUCAUCACAGCCAUCAUCAACUACUUCAUUGGAACCUUCAUCCCUGUCAAGGCAAAGGAAUCGGUUGGCUUCUUUGGUUAUCACGGUUCAAUCAUGUGGGAGAAUAUGGGUCCAGCCUUUCGAGGCGAAACCUUCUUCUCCGUCUUCUCGAUCUUCUUCCCUGCAGCCACUGGUAUUUUGGCUGGAGCCAACAUUUCAGGAGACCUCGCCGACCCACAGCUAGCCAUUCCCAGAGGAACCCUCCUGGCCAUCCUGAUCACAGGGAUUGUCUACCUGGGUGUAGCCGUUUCAACAGGCGCCAGUAUUGUGAGAGAAGCUACUGGAAAUGUCAAUGACACGAUCAGUUCCCAGUUCAGGAUGAAUUGCACUGAGGCCGCCUGCAACUUUGGCUACGACUUCUCCUCCUGUAAGACUGACAAAGAAAGCUGCCAUUAUGGACUCCUUAACGACUUCCAGGUGAUGAGCAUGGUUUCUGGUUUUGGGCCCAUCAUCAGUGCCGGGAUCUUCUCUGCCACUCUGUCCUCAGCUCUGGCCUCUUUAGUGAGUGCACCUAAAGUCUUUCAGGCUUUGUGUAAGGACAACAUCUACCCCGGCCUGGCUAUGUUUGCCAAAGGCUACGGGAAGAACAACGAGCCCCUGCGAGGCUACAUCCUGACCUUUGGCAUCGCGUUGGCCUUCAUCCUCAUUGCGCAGUUGAACAUAAUUGCCCCCAUCAUCUCUAACUUCUUCUUGGCCUCCUAUGCCUUGAUCAACUUCUCUGUGUUCCACGCGUCACUGGCUAACUCACCAGGUUGGCGUCCCAGCUUCAAAUACUACAACAUGUGGGUUUCUCUGGCUGGAGCCAUCCUGUGCUGUGUGGUGAUGUUUGUCAUCAACUGGUGGGCUGCUCUCCUCACCAACGUCAUAGUUCUGGGUCUCUACAUCUAUGUCAGCUACAAAAAGCCAGAUGUGAAUUGGGGCUCAUCGACCCAGGCCCUGACCUACCACCAGGCCCUGACCCACACUCUGCACCUCAGCGGAGUGGAGGACCACAUCAAGAACUUCAGACCCCAGUGUUUGGUGAUGACCGGUUACCCAAACUCUCGUCCAGCUCUUCUGGACUUGGUUCACAGCUUCACCAAGAACGUGGGCCUGACGAUCUGUGGUCACAUCCGCACGGGUUACAGGAGGCCAAACUUCAAAGAUCUGGCCAACGACCAGUCCCGGUACCAGCGCUGGCUGCUGAAGAACGAGACCAAAGCCUUCUACACACCAGUGUUCGCUGAGGACAUGAGGCAGGGCACACAGUACCUGCUGCAGGCUGCUGGCCUGGGUCGCCUCAAGCCCAACACGCUGGUGCUCGGCUUCAAAAAUGACUGGAGGGACGGUGACAUGAUGAACGUGGAGACGUACAUCAGUAUGAUCCACGAUGCCUUUGACUUACAGUUUGGUGCCGUUAUUCUGCGACUGAAAGAGGGUCUGGAUGUGUCCCACAUCCAAGGACAAGAUGAGUGCCUGUCCUCCCAGGAGAAGUCUUCGGGGAUGAAAGACGUGAUUGUUUCCAUAGACACAAGCAAGGACUCUGACGCUGAUUCGUCCAAGCAAUCCUCCAAGGCCACCAGCCUCCAGAACAGUCCGGCCAUACAGAAAGAUGACGAGGAGGAUGGCAAAGCUACAACUCAGCCCCUGUUGAAAAAAGACAAGAGGAGUCCAACAGUCCCGCUCAACGUGUCCGACCAGAGGCUGCUGGAGGCCAGCCAGCAGUUCCACAAGAAACAAGGGAAGGGCACCGUGGACGUCUGGUGGCUGUUUGAUGAUGGAGGUCUGACCCUGCUGAUCCCCUACCUGCUGACCAACAAGAAGAGGUGGAAGGACUGCAAGAUCCGUGUCUUCAUCGGGGGCAAGAUCAACAGAAUUGAUCACGACCGCCGAGCGAUGGCCACUCUGCUGAGCAAGUUCAGGAUCGACUUCUCCGACAUCAAUGUGCUGGGAGACAUAAACACCAAGCCCAAGAAGGAGCACGUGUCGGCCUUUGAGGAGAUGAUUGAACCGUACCGGCUGAAGGAAGACGACAUGGAGCAGGAGGCGGCGGAGCAGCUGAAGGACAGUGAACCUUGGAGGAUCACAGACAACGAGCUGGAGCUGUACCGCGCCAAGACUAACCGUCAGAUCAGACUCAACGAGCUGCUGAAGGAGCACUCGAGCACCGCCGCCCUAAUCGUCAUGAGCCUGCCUCUGGCCAGGAAGGGCGCAGUGUCCAGUGCUCUCUACAUGGCCUGGCUGGAGGUGUUGUCCAAGGACCUGCCGCCCAUUCUCCUGGUGCGAGGAAACCACCAGAGCGUCCUCACCUUCUACUCAUAAACCCACCGAGCAGCCCGUCACACCCCUAUGCCUCUGGAAGCAGACAGUCCACAGCUGCUGGGGCACCACACACACUUCAGAGAGGGUAACUCGACAGACACUGGGGGACAGAAUGUGGCCAUGUGAAUAAAAUGAAGGAAGAGAAAUUGGUUGAGGUUUGUAAAUGCUCUACAAGUGAUGGAGGAAUGUCAGGGUGGAGGAGGAGCGGUCGCCCACUCUGCUCCUUUCUAUAUAUUUAUUCCAAGAUGUCAGAAUACUUCUCUUGUAGCUCUAGUUUCUUCUUCUUUCCUCAUGAAAAUGUCUUUCUUGUUUAAGUUGAUUUGUCUCAGGCUCCAAACCAGUCGUGCACAAUCAUCACGUUGUUGUUCUCAUGAUAUGAAAUCCUUGUGAAUACCUUGAUGUCAUACUGUUUAGUUGAUAGGAGUCGUGACGCCGCAAUAAUCAGCCCGUUGUUUUCUUUCACUGUCGGAGAGAACAUGCCUCCUAAAGCCUUAUGGACGUGCCUUCCAGAUGAGCCAGAUGAAAUAACUCUAUUGACGAUAUGAAUAAUAGUUAGUUUUGAAUGUGAUUCUUCAUAUUUAUGCACAUGGUUUGCAUGAGUUUCAUGAACGGUGCCCCUUGAUCGCAUAAAGAAUUGUAAUUCUUGUAAUUUAAAUUGUACCCCAAUCAACAUGUUGAUUUUAGACCAUUGCAUUUUAAUCUUGAGUUGAUUUCUGGACAUUCAGAAGGGCCUCAGCUUCUGGAACCUCGUGUUUCAUGAGCCCGGUCAGAAGGAAACUCUCUUCCCCGAAGCUGCUGAUUGACUUAGUGAAGAGUUCUUGUAUUUUCUGUUCUUUCUGUCGGCCCAACACGCUAGUUAAAACCCUGCCUUAAUGCUACAACUAGCAAUUGUCACAAGUUCCUUUUUUUUCUCGAAAAAAAAAAAAAAAGCCAUACUGGCUGGACGGUCUGUUGGUAAAUUCAGACAGCAAUCAAUGUUGUAUGUUCUUCUGUAGUCCACGUGCACUCGUCUGGUUUUGUGUGGGACUGUGAGCUGCAGGUGAAGUGACAUGUCAGUGACAUGUCUGUUCAGUCCGAACGCAUCCUAAAUCUGUCUGUUAGUUCACUGGUAACAUUCAGUCAUCAAAUACAUAAACAAGGACGGAAACUGAACCACAAACCAGAACAAAGUUCCAGUUGUGGCUGCUGGUUAUUGAUUAUUGCUGUAGAUCACAAACUGCUACAGCUUCUCUCUCUCUCCGCGUCUGUAACGGGCUUGUUCCUGUCGACUGUUCUGUCCUGCACUGUUCGCAAACUGACAAGGAAUGUGACACAAUGUUACGGUUGGUUUCAUGUACUGUAUAACGAGCUACUGUAGGAAGGAGCCUCCGUCAGUCACUCCUGUUCUCUGGUGUAUGAACUGUAGAGUGCACGUAUACAGUCAGUACAAUACACCAGCAGUGAAACAUUUUAGAGCGCCUCCAAUGUCUCGCUGUAUAAAGUGAAGGGGCGGUUGAGGGAUUUAAAUUCAAAAUUGAAUCUAAAUUCAACAUCUCAAAACACUUGUGGCAUCUUCUUUCUAAAAUGGAAAUGAACACUUGUGCAGAAACGGUUUGUUCCAUCAGACGGAACAACCCUGAUACAUGAUUUUUUUAGUAUUAGGCAGUCUCGGUAAGUUUACCACUUACCAGUGUACAAGUUCACAUUCUCCACUGGACUUGAACUGAACACCGUAAAUGUGUGAAGAGUGAAGAGCCAAAAUGUCUUCCCAGCUGUUAGUGUCAGUACCGGUCCAGUCUGGGUUGUAAAAGCUGAACACGGCACGCAUAAAUAAUAUGUCAGAGGAAGAGACCAGUUCCCAAUGAGGAAAAUGAAACCUGAUCCAACAGAGGCGAGCCGAUGGUCCCGUCAGGUCCGUGAGGGCUGGUCGAACCGUUGUGUUGUGUAGUUGUACUGGAACCAAAAUCUGAAUAUCUCUACCUCUCUAAUUUUGGCCAUUUUUGAAAAUCAAUCUUUUGCCACUUAACGGUUGGAUUCAUGCUUCUCAGUGAAAUGAUCGUCUCAUUCUCUGUUAAAACAAAAGUGGUUGACCCCUUGUAUCCACAUACGAUGUCCGUUCACACAUAGCACAUACUGUUUUUGUCAAAUUUGUUCCUAAUAUGGAUUUGGAGCCGGAAACGUUUGAAAAAAAAAAACAACAAAAAAAACUUAUGAGCUUGUGGGAAACUCUGACCUUUGAGAGGCGCUGUUGUGAAGUGUAACAAAACCGAGGAGUGUAUCUUAAAAGUCGGUUCAUCAUUCUGCUGUGAGGCACUCAUUCUCCCUCGCUCGCUGUCAGAGAGCAGCAGCAUCACACACAAGAACACGGGUUUCUCUAUAUUUGUAUAUUUAAGAAAAAACAUCUAUCUCUCUCUAUAUAUAUAUAUAACAUAUAUAUAUGUGCCUAUCUAUACACAUAUAUAAUGUAUCAGUCUGACCUGGAGAGGUUCUCUGUCUUCGAUAUGUCACAUUAAAUGAAACAAAAGACCUGUCAACAUUUUACAACCAAAUAAUAGUGUCUGUGUCUUUUUCUUCACUUCUGUCCUGAUAUAGAUUCUAUAGCCUGUUGAUAAUAUACUGUGUUCUAUGUAGAAAACCAAAUGUUACCCGAGUCAUUUCACUCCCAAUCAUUGUAUGUCAUUUUUUUUUUUGCCAAAGCCCCCUCCCUCUCCAGUCCCCAUCUGCCAUGUGUCACGCUAUGAUAAUGGGUGACGGUGUAAAAAUCAUAAACUGGUCUUAAUAUCUCAUGACGAUGGACCAUCAAAUAAUCUGUAAAUAAACGUUGUAGUCUAAUGACAUGAAUAAAGGGAGUGGAAAAUUAAUGUCAAAUUUUCAAUAUGGAGAAAUAUUUAUUUUAGUUUAGACUUUUCUCCGCAUAUAUUUCUUUAAUAUUUCGGUUUUAGCUGUAAGUACAUUUGCAUGUUGAUUUUUGUCCCCGUUGCCUUUUGAUUUUAGCAGAUUGUCUUUUCUCUUUUUGUCUUUUUUUUUUUCUUUCUUUGAAUAUGUGUAUUCCUUUCUUUCCGACGCCUUUUGAGGAAAACACAUGACAUUAGCAGGUCAGACCUGUUUUCUCCUGCUUUCACACACGUGGAUGGAAUCGACGCCGCCGGCUGAAGCAGUAAUGUUUUGAUAUACUGCACUGUUAACAGUAACAGAUGCUUUUUCUAAAAUUUUAACAUUUAUGAUUACCAAUACUUUGUACAUCUUUAUUGCAAUAAAUAAAUCAAAUGAAAUCA